UCCGCCUAUAUAAGGCCGGCACAGGCGUGGGAGCGCCUCUUUUCCUGUGGCACGCCACCGAAGAUUCUGGUGUCGCCAUGGGUCGCCGCCCCGCUCGGUGUUACCGAUAUUGUAAGAACAAACCGUACCCCAAAUCUCGCUUUUGCCGAGGUGUGCCUGAUGCCAAGAUCCGCAUCUUUGACCUGGGGCGGAAGAAGGCAAAAGUGGACGAAUUCCCACUUUGUGGCCACAUGGUGUCUGAUGAAUAUGAGCAGCUCUCCUCCGAAGCCCUGGAGGCUGCCCGUAUUUGUGCCAACAAGUACAUGGUAAAAAGUUGUGGCAAAGACGGCUUUCAUAUUCGAGUUCGGCUCCACCCUUUCCACGUCAUUCGCAUCAACAAGAUGUUGUCCUGUGCUGGGGCUGACAGGCUCCAGACAGGUAUGCGGGGUGCCUUUGGGAAGCCCCAGGGCACAGUGGCCAGGGUUCACAUUGGCCAGGUAAUCAUGUCCAUCCGCACCAAGCUGCAGAAUAAGGAACAUGUGAUUGAGGCCCUACGCAGGGCCAAGUUCAAGUUCCCUGGCCGCCAGAAGAUCCAUAUCUCAAAGAAGUGGGGCUUUACCAAGUUUAAUGCAGAUGAAUUUGAAGACAUGGUAGCUGAGAAGCGGCUCAUCCCUGAUGGCUGUGGGGUCAAAUAUAUCCCUAAUCGUGGUCCCCUGGAUAAGUGGCGAGCCCUGCACUCAUGAGGGUUCCCACUGUGCUGUUCCCUCCUUAAUCACCUUAAUCAUGUGCAACAAUAAAUCAUCCUGACCACUUACA
This is a messenger RNA of Castor canadensis (American beaver), 795 nucleotides long. The record is from RefSeq and is a predicted model, not a curated record. NCBI's taxonomy places the organism in Eukaryota, Metazoa, Chordata, Mammalia, Rodentia, Castoridae.